UCAGUCCCCGUGCGGAGCCCCGGGAGCAGGGGAAGCUAGAGGGAAGGCAGGCGAGCACGGGCAUAGUUUCAGCCUGAACGUGUUCGCUGCUGCCGCUUCUGCUGCCGCUGCCGCCGCUCCUGCUGCCGCUGCUGCUGCUGCCGCCGCCGCCGCUGAUUCUCUUCUAGUCAGCAACUUCUUGACAACCCCUGGUUUACUCGCCAGGUCACCCCUACUCUGCCUCUGCCCCUGACACUCUCCCGCCAGCCUUAAGGCAACUGCGACACUUGAUCACCGUGGGCUAGAGAGGAGUCGGACCAGACUCAAGGGACAAGAGGACCGCCUCUGCUGGGACCCUUCUCCUUCUCUAAAGGUGGGAAGUGGGGGAGGCACCAGUGCUCCGGGCCACCUCUGCCUCGCUCCCCACCCCUUUCUUGCCCAGGCUUGCCUCUCAGGUUUGGGAGACUGGGUCUGAGGGCAGUAGGUGAAUGUUCGCCGUGCUCCACGGCCCAAGCGCACGGAAGAGAAGCGACUCCAGAGCCUGGCCCGGUGGAGGGGAAGGGCAGGCAAGUUUUCUUUUUCCUUGAAAUGUCAGACCCUGGGAGCUUGUGCGUCAAUUUGCCAGAAGAAUUCUCCCUUCUAUGGAUGAACAGGCAUCUGCCAAGUUUUUGAGAAGGCUCAAGGUUUAGAAGAAGGCUCAUAUAAAAAAAGGCACAUUAAAAUGACAUUGUAGUGCUGGAACCCUUCUCUGGUCUCCCAUGUGACUGAAAGAAGACCUAUUUGCCAGCUUCCUCUUUCAACCAGAGCCCAGAUUACAGACUCUAGAACAAAUGGGCAGUUGAUUCAGUUGGUGACAAUCAGAAAUGGAGAGAUCCAAAGAGGUAUCUAUGGAAUCAGGACUUGGUGGGGCAGAAGGAGCCUUUUAUAUGCCAGAAUGAAAAUUUCACUGAGGCUAGAAGAUGAAUCAAGGGAAAUAGCAGUUUGGGGUCUUUGAUCUGAUAAGAAGAUGCUACGGUUUACUCAGUGGGAUCUGAAAGUGACCAGAGUCUGAGUAGAGCUAUCCCUACAAGGGCAGCUGGUUGUGGUCCUGGACCCCACAGUCAAUGAAAGCCUAUACAUUCUACCCAUAGGAAAAUGUUUGGAACUUGCCACAUGAAAUGAGUAGCUUUCUGUUUUACUACAUACGCUAUACCAUGAUAGCAUUGGCAGUCUUUAGAGUGAAAUUGAGAAACUGAAGUUGCUCGUGUUGAAUGACUGUCCUCUGGGCUAAGCAAGCAUCUCUGAGCCCAAAGUCAAGUUAUUUUCCAUGUAGAUCAUUGUUGGAGCAGUUGAGCUGCAACUGGCCUCACCUUGCCCAGCCCACUGACCUCUUAAACACUGGCUAACACCCAUUGGACACCACAAUGGAGACUGUGAGCCUCCCAUGGACGAUGACCACGGUGUAUGUGAAUGGAGGCCUGGGGAACCCCCGCUAUGCCAGAUGGAAUCACCGGGAGAGCAUUGAGGACUGUGGCCAGACUGAGCGCUGCCAGGGAGAUGGGGAGGGGCAACAGCACAGGCUGACUCCAUUUGAGAAACUCAUGCGGGACAUGUCAAAGGAUGAGAAGGUGGUGAGAGAAAUCACACUCGGGAAAAGGAUUGGCUUCUACCGGGUCCGAGGGGAAAUUGGAAGUGGAAACUUCUCUCAGGUGAAGCUUGGAAUUCACUCCCUAACCAAAGAAAAGGUGGCUAUUAAGAUCCUGGACAAGACCAAGUUAGACCAGAAAACCCAAAGGCUGCUGUCACGUGAGAUCUCCAGCAUGGAAAAACUGCACCAUCCCAACAUCAUCCGCCUUUAUGAAGUUGUAGAGACUCUGUCAAAGCUCCACCUGGUGAUGGAAUAUGCCGGAGGUGGAGAGCUCUUUGUGAAGAUCAGCACUGAGGGGAAGCUCUCAGAAACAGAAAGCAAGCUCGUUUUCUCCCAGAUCGUGUCGGCAGUGAAGCACAUGCAUGAAAAUCAAAUUAUUCAUAGAGAUCUGAAGGCAGAAAAUGUAUUUUAUACAAGCAAUACCUGUGUGAAGGUGGGUGAUUUUGGAUUCAGCACAGUAAGCAAAAAAGGUGAAACCCUGAACACUUUCUGUGGGUCUCCUCCAUAUGCUGCCCCAGAGCUCUUUAGGGAUGAAAAUUAUGUGGGAACUUACGUGGACAUCUGGGCCUUGGGGGUCCUCUUAUAUUUUAUGGUGACUGGUACCAUGCCGUUUCGAGCAGAGACAGUGGCCAAACUGAAGAAGUGCAUUCUCGAUGGGACAUACAGCAUACCCCCUCAUGUCUCCAACCCCUGUCAGAGGCUGAUCCGUGGGGUUCUGCAGCCAAUACCCACAGACAGGUAUGGCAUUGACUACAUCCUGAACAAUGAAUGGAUGCAGGGGGUGUUACACCCCACUCCCUUGGAACCCUUCCAACUAAAUCCCAAGUAUUUGUCAGAAAAAAGCACACUUAAGGAAGAAGAGAAUGAGGUCAAAAACACCUUAGAAAAUCUGGGUAUAACUGAAGAGCAUAUUAGAAAUAACCAAGGGAGAGAUUCCCGCAGCUCAAUCACUGGAGUCUACCGUAUCAUUUUGCACAGAGUACAAAGAAGAAGGGCUUUAGAGAGUGUCCCAAUAGUGACCCUGCCAGACCCCAAGGAAGGAGACUCAAAGAAAGCAUCCCGUGUUUACCGGGGCAUACGACACACAUCCACAUUUUGUUCAAUUUUAUAAAUUGCAUUAGACUGUCAAUGAAUUUAAACAUUGUUUUUGGAUUUCUUUUUAAACUUUUCCACAAGCAACUUAGGUUAUGAACAUUUUCUAAUUUUAAAUAAACUCAAAUGGUAAUUUUGUAAUCUAUUUUUCUUUCAAACUGACAAGGCAAUAAACCCCACUCAAAUUUU
Molecule: messenger RNA, 2887 nt
Organism: Phascolarctos cinereus (koala)
Lineage: Eukaryota; Metazoa; Chordata; Mammalia; Diprotodontia; Phascolarctidae
Source: RefSeq, a predicted model, not a curated record